AUGUGCCCCAGAGUGACGGUUCAUGAUUAUCAUAUCGUGGAUAGUACUUUUAUCCCAUACCGAUCUACUUCAUCCGCUCCGGAUAAAAAGAAUAGAUAUGAGAGCGAACCGAGCCAGAAAUUCUCCGGAUUUCUCCUAGCUGCCGGGAUUGCUACACUUGUUGGCGGAAUCUUCGCAUUUCGUUGGUAUGUCAAUCGUGAACCAAGCUAUGCCGAUUUGGCCAGAGAGUCGAGGCGAAAUUUGGAGCGUCCCUCUCUCCGUCCCAACGAGUCUAAUGUGAAGCUAGAUUCAGCCACGACAAACUCCCUUGCAACUGCUCAUGUACUUGAGGAAGCGGAAAUUGGACAUACUGAAGCGGUUACCCUACCGGAUACUCAGACCGUACAGUCUGCAUCAUCCACGGAAGGACAAGAGCAAGAUCACGCGGUAGCUGCCAAGGAAUCGGUUACAGAAGCUCCAGUAAAACCCUCCGAUCUGCAGUAUAUCAAUCCAGAACACGCUGGAUUCCCAACCAAAGUGCGCUAUCUGGUAAUCGGUUCUGGAACUGCCGGUCUGUCCUGUGCCCGGGCCAUCCGUGCAGCAGACCCGAUGUCACGCGUCCUAAUGGUCGCGGGUGGCACGGGACCAUCGGACUACGCGGAGCCCGGAAUCCCCGAAACCAAUCAAGUAGAGCCACCACCGUAUUUGAGACCUCCAUUAAGUAAGGAAUUAUGGCGGCGAAACAAGGAACGCGAGGCUCGUCUGUUGCAAACUACGGGUGACAUUCGAAGACAUUCUUGGCUGUACUACGAAGCGGAGAGUUUCUUCCUUAAACCUGAAGAGUUAAAUACAGUUGAGUACGGUGGUGUCUCGUUGCUCCGUGGCGAUCCGGUUGUUCGACUGGACCCGGACAAACAUAUGGUUACACUGGCCUCUGGACGUCAGAUCACCUAUGAGCGUUGUUUGCUCGCCACGGGCGGUCGACCCAAACGUUUGCGUCAGUUGGAAGUCUGUUCACGGACCGGUGAAAAUCUGACACAAACAGGGCAUGUAUCCUACUUCCGCACGUUGGCCGAUUAUAGGUGA
Molecule: messenger RNA, 1065 nt
Organism: Echinostoma caproni
Lineage: Eukaryota; Metazoa; Platyhelminthes; Trematoda; Plagiorchiida; Echinostomatidae
Source: the annotation of a GenBank genome assembly